Molecule: messenger RNA, 232 nt
Organism: Scutellospora calospora
Lineage: Eukaryota; Fungi; Glomeromycota; Glomeromycetes; Diversisporales; Gigasporaceae
Source: the annotation of a GenBank genome assembly
AUGCCUCUAAAAAAACGAAAAACUAUUGAAAAUGAAUCAUCCGAAUCAACAUCUUCUGCUCAACCUGUACAAUCCACUUCCACUGCUGAACCUGAACAACAACUCCGACGAUCAAGAUCCCAAUCCCAACCUGCCCAACCUAGCCAACGAUCCCAACAAUCUCAAUCUCGACCAGCAUCUCCAAUUCUUGAAUCUACAAUUCAAACUAUCCAAAGUCAAACAAUUCUUCCUG